This is a messenger RNA of Oryza sativa Japonica Group (Japanese rice), 1856 nucleotides long. Lineage: Eukaryota; Viridiplantae; Streptophyta; Magnoliopsida; Poales; Poaceae. The record is from RefSeq and is a predicted model, not a curated record.
GUCGAGCCCAUCUCCCUCGCGCUCCCGCUCCCGCUCCCCGUCGUGGGCUUUGCAAAGUCGCGCGUGGGCUGUGCGCGCCUGCGGCUUUUUGAUGGAACGCGUCGCGGUGGUUGGCGCGGCGAGGUGAGGCGCCAACCAACCCGACCCGACCGAUGGGGUCGCCCCUUUUUCUGGUGCACCUAAAGCUGGGCCGCACGCACGUCGCACCGUACGAGAUGGGCGCACCGGCCGGCGCCACCGCGCGCGGUAAAUGCCAACGUGCGGCCGCCGGAGACGGGCGGCGAGACGGUUGGGCCGGCCGAACAGAUGCCGCGUGCAUGAUAGGUGGGAAUAAGUCCACUUUGACUCCCUUAAAAGCAACCCGAAUCUAAUCCGUGGCCUUAAACUACAAAACCAGAUAUCCUGACCUCCUCAAUUGUUAAAACCGGUGUAAUUUGAUUCCCUCAAGCGGUUUUAGAGAGCGGUUUUGUUGAUGUGGCGCUUGACCUAGUCAAACUAGCUGACUCAGCAUGUGGGACCCACACGUCAGCGUAACAUUUUUUCUAUCUCCUCUCUUUUUCCCAUGCUGUCUAACAGCAACCGAUGCAGAUGCGGAUUUGUAACGAUGGCGCCGCCGCGGCCACACCUCACGGCACCGGGUACGGUGGCCACCUCGCCGACACCGCCGCAGGCGGCGCUUUUUUCUCCCGCUCCGCAUCGUCGGCCUCGACCUCCGCGACAGCCACCUCGCCGACACAGCCAUUUGCUCGGCGACCGGACGACUCGCCGCCACGGUGGUCGCCGAGCUCCGCCGGGCCGCCCUCAUCGCAGCCGUCGGAGAACACCGCGACGUGCACCAACGACGAACCGCGUCACGGCGACGGUGCACCGGACGCCGCCAUGACCACGAAGACGAGCGGUGGCGGCGGCGGCGCUGGUGGGAGGGGAGGCCGACAUAGCGUCGCCUCGAGGCCGCGAGCGCCGACGGCUCCCUCGAGCUCUGGCUCCCCUCCCCCGGCACCGUAGGCUCCUUCGCCCUCGCGGAGUCCGUGGCGCACCGGCCGUCGCCAUCGAGGAGGGUGCUCACGAUGGAGUGUGUGUGUGUGUGUGAGGGGGGGGGGGGGGUUGGGUGCUCGACCAGAGUAUGCGGCGGUGGAGCGACGCGCGUCAGAGCCGUGGUCAAGACCCUCCUCGCCGGCGAGCGUCACCUCUGCGACGAGCUGUUAGCCUCCGACGAGGAGCUCGGCCACGAGUGGUUCGCCGAUGUCGCCAGGAGAUGCCUCCUGCAGCUCAUCGGCUUCGCGGACGCCGUCGCCAUGUCCACACCGGCGACGGAGAAGCUCUACCGCAUGCUCGGCAUGUACGAGGCACUCACCGCCGUCGAGCCGGACAUCGAAUCCCUCUUCACCGGAGACGUCCGCGACUUAUUCUCCUCCGAGGUCACCGGCGUCGUGGCGCAGCUGGGCAACACCAUCCGCCACACGAUGACGAUCGACCAGUUCGUCAACGUCAUCCACGGCGAGUCGUCGCGGCGACCAGUCCAUGGAGGCAAGAUCCACCCCAUGACACGCUACGUGCUCAACUACUGUGGUCUCCUCGCUGAGUGCCGCACCACGCUCGACAUGGUCCUCGCCGACAACAACAACACCAACGAUGACCACCACGACGGUGGCGGCGCCUCAUCGUCAGGGCGGUGCAUGCGGGAGCUCCUCACUCACCUCCUCCGCAAGCCGGAUGAGAAAUCCAGGCUCUACGACCACACCGGGCUGCAGAACAUCUUCCUCAUGAAUAACCUCUACUGCAUCGUGCAGAAGAUGAUGGAGGAGGAAGAAGAGAUAGACCCACAGUGGGCCCCACUUUUUUUUUUGCGCGAAUGA